Oppia nitens is the source of this 852-nucleotide messenger RNA. It is a transcript of the gene endos, whose product is annotated as cAMP-regulated phosphoprotein 19-like. Gene Ontology annotation, cellular component: cytoplasm. The record is from RefSeq and is a predicted model, not a curated record. Lineage: Eukaryota; Metazoa; Arthropoda; Arachnida; Sarcoptiformes; Oppiidae. Gene Ontology annotation, molecular function: protein phosphatase inhibitor activity. The coding region runs from base 243 to 590 and encodes 115 amino acids. The transcript has 3 exons.
AUAUAGUGAACAYACARUACAGUAUAUCAUUGUAUAUGAUAUUUGUUUCAAUGUUUUGACUGACAAUUGUAUUAAUUCUGUUAUUUUAAUAUACAUUAACAUCAAAGACAAAGAUUAUUACCGAAACCAAUACAUCUUCGGUAUAGUUAUAUUGUUAACAAUAUAUAUACCAUUUAUUUUGUCAAAACAUUUGUAUCUUUGUGUGUAUUAUUACAUUUUAUACACACAUAUCAUAUAUUACAAUGUCUGCCGAAGAGACAACUGAUAAUAUAUCGACCAAAAUGGAGAAAGAAGAAGAAGACAAAUUGAAGGCAAAGUACCCACACGUCCAAAGACCUGGUCCUCAGUUUCUACAAAAACGACUUCAAAAGGGGCAAAAAUUCUUUGAUUCGGGUGAUUACAAUAUGGCCAAAGCAGCCGCCAAAACAUCGAAACGUUUGCCCGAAUCCAAACUAUCAGCCGUUCACAUACCGGAGCCGGAAAUGACAUCUUCAUUGCCUACGGGCGACACAAUACCGACGCCCGACUGUUUGGCCAACCGGAAGACGUCUAUUCACGUCCAAAGUAAACUGGUUUCUGGCGCACCAUAACUGAAACCAAUAAUCUUCGUCGCCAUUGACAUCACCCGUUAGCGAGAGAUUUACACACACUUACAGCACAAAUCAACUGAUUAUCAUUUGCUAAGACAAGUGAUUAGCAAUUAUUCAGACAUGAAUUUUGAUUUUUAUUUAUCAUUUUUUUUUUUGUAUAAUUUUACGGCUCAAUUAAUUUUUAUUUUGUUUUUAAUUACCGGUAUAUUAUUUUAUCUAGAAAUCUAGUUAUUUCAAGUUACCGUAAUUUAGUUUAUAUUAC